Molecule: messenger RNA, 3973 nt
Organism: Cheilinus undulatus (humphead wrasse)
Lineage: Eukaryota; Metazoa; Chordata; Actinopteri; Labriformes; Labridae
Product: endosome/lysosome-associated apoptosis and autophagy regulator family member 2-like
Exons: 22
Coding region: 174-3167 (997 amino acids)
Biological process (GO): positive regulation of BMP signaling pathway
Source: RefSeq, a predicted model, not a curated record
CGCACAGUCAGAGGAUAAUCGCAGGUGGUUAAGGGUUACAAUCUGCCGACAAAAGGCGAGAGGAGCAGGUGUCGGAUUGUGGUUGUAAAGCAUCAUUCUGACGCUGACUUGUGGAACAAUUCUUCUUUCUAGAUCGAGACUGUCGUGAUUUCUCUCUCCCUCGAUGAUCCACAAUGCGGUCCUCGGCUCGGUUUGUCGCCAGUUGCGCUCUCAUCAUCCUCUGCAAGCUCCGGCUGAUUGACGGGGCCAAAGAACAGCGGCAGUGUAGUGAGGCGGACUACUACUAUGAGUACACGGAGUGUGACAGCACAGGAUCUCGCUGGAGAGUGGCCAUCCCGCAGAGCCAUGGGGCCUGCGCUGGACUACCAGAGCCAGUGCGCGGUACUGAGUGCACCUUCUCUUGUGAUGCUGGGGAGUUCCUGGAGAUGUCAGCUCAGGAGUGCACCCAGUGUGCAGCAGGGAGCUACUCCCUUGGCAGCGGAAUACGCUUCGACCAGUGGGAUUCCAUGCCGGCUGGAUUUAGUAGUCUAGCAACCUCGCUGGAAAACAGUCCCAGUGGGGAGGACAGGCUCACCUGCAAUAGUUCUUCCUGGGUUCCUCAAGGAAACUACAUGGAGUCUAACAGGGAUGAGUGCACAGUCUCUCUUAUUUAUGCUGUCCACCUGAAGAAACAGGGCUCUGUGAGCUUUGAGUACCAGUAUCCAGACAACAACCUGCUCUUCGAGUUCUUUAUCCAGAACGACCAGUGUCAGGAGAUGGAUACGUCUUCUGAUGCGAAGUGGCUGAAACUUACCAACAAUGGUGAAUGGGCUAAACAUACAGUGAACCUGAAAUCUGGCACAAACAUCCUGUACUGGAGGACAGGAGGAGUCCUGAUGGGGGCCAAAGUGGUGAAGCCUGUUUUGUUAAAAAAUGUUCAAAUUGAGGGAGUCGCUUACACUUCUGAGUGUUUUCCGUGUAAGCCGGGGACAUUCAGCCAUGUCCCAGGAUCCUCCACAUGUGAUCCCUGUCCUCGCAACACCUACUCUAGCCAUGGUGCCAGCUCCUGCACCCCUUGCAACACCACCACCCAUUAUGCAGCUGAGGGCUCUGGUGUGUGUAGUAAAAGACCUCCAUGCUCCAAGAAGGACUAUUUCCAGAUCCAUACAGCAUGUGACCAAGAAGGCAAGACUCAGGUCAUGUACAAGUGGAUUGAACCUAAGAUCUGUCUGGAGGGGGUGCCUGGAGCUGAGCCUUUGCCUCCAGGUGGAGAACGAGAGCCUUGCCCCCCUUGUAACCCUGGUUUCUAUAACAACGACACAGCCACCUGCUCACCAUGCCCACUUGGGACCUAUUCUGAUGGGAUGAAACCUUGUGUGCAGUGUCCUGCCGGCACUGAGCCCACCCUGGGUUACGAGUAUAAAUGGUGGAAUGUUCUUCCUACGAACAUGAAGACCUCCUGCUUUAAUGUGGGAAACACCAAAUGUGACAGUAUGAAUGGCUGGGAGGUAGCAGGGGAUCAUAUCCAGAGUGGAGCAGGGAGCUCAGAUAAUGAUUACCUGAUCCUCAACAUCCAUGUCCCUGGAUUUAAACUCCCCACGUCUGUGUUCGGCCAGUCAGGGGCAGAGUUUGGCCGCAUCACAUUUGAAUUUGAAACUGAGUGCAAAGCUGACUGCGAGCUCUACUUCAUGAUGGAUGUAAACAGGAAGAGCACAACAGUGGUGGAAUCAUGGGAGAGGACAAACACAAGGCAGAGGUUCACACACAUCAUGACAAAAAAUGCCUCGGUUUCUUACACCUGGGCUUUCCAAAGGACUAACCAACCUUCAGAGGUGCGUAGGCAUCUCAAUGACAUGGCACGGAUCUACUCCAUCACAGUAACUAAUGCUGUAGACGGGGUAUCCUCUGGAUGCCGGGCUUGUGCUCUCAGCACUCAGCCAUCUGGCUCUGCAUGUGUGCCGUGCCCAGCUGGACAUUACAUAGACACAAGCACUAACCAGUGCACAGAGUGUCCACAUAACACAUACCUUGUGUCUCAUGCUACACUGGGCCCAGAUGCCUGCAAAUCCUGUGGACCAGCCAGCAAGAGCGAUAAGGACCACAGCUUAUGUUACAGCGACUGCCACUUCACACACACAGACGGAAAUGUUACUCUGACAUAUGACUUCAGCCUCCUAGGAUCUGUGGGAUCUCUAAUGAAUGGUCCAAGCUUUACCUCUAAAGGAACCAAAUACUUCCACCAUUUCAAUAUCAGCCUGUGUGGAGGAAAGGGUCAGCUGGCAGUGUGUACUGACAAUGUAACCGACCUCUCCAUUGCUGAGAAAGGGGAUGGAUCCAGUGCUGUCAAGACCUUUAUCUGCCAGUCAACAAUAAUCCCAGCUAAUGGACGAGGUUUCCAUACAGCACUUGCCUCACAGUCCAUUAACCUGGCCGACACAUUCCUGGGAGCAUCAAUAAAUGACACACUUAACGGAAUAAAAGCAAGACCUGAGCUGUACCCACAGACCUCCAAGAAAGUCCCUGAUGUCAACUUCUACUACAGGUCCUUAGAGUCAACCUCGUCGUGUGAGUCAGGCCGGAGUGCAGUGGUGACACUUCGCUGUAACCCAGAGAAAAACUCUAAAGGGGAGCUCUCAGUUCCUAGUCAGUGCCCUGCAGGAACCUGUGACGGCUGCACCUUUAACUUCUUAUGGGAGAGCUCGGGAGCAUGUCCUACAUGCACAGAAAGAGACUACCAUCAGAUAGAAGGAGCCUGCAAGGGACGGCAACAGGACCUGCUCUAUGUGUGGACAGAGCCAAAGCUGUGUAUAGGAGGUGUGACCUUGCCUGAAAAGAAAACUUUGCCCUGUGAAGGUGUGGAGUUUUGGGUCCGGCUCGGUGCAGGACUUGGAGCCUUCACCGCAGUGCUGCUCAUCUCCCUCACCUGUUACUUCUGGAAAAAGAAUAAGCGAUUGGAGUACAAAUACUCUCGCUUGGUGAUGUCUGCCAAUAAGGAGUGUGAGAUGCCAGGAGCUGACAGCUGUGCCGUGAUGGAGGGAGAAAAUGAGGGAGACAUGGAGGAUGAAGUUGUAUAUACAAAGCCUUCUCUGCUCGGAAAACUUAAAGCCAUAGCAUCCAAGAAAAACGGAGAAAGCUUUGAACAUGUGCAGCUAAACUCAUCUCAUUCAAAAGCGCUGGUUUGGAGCUAGAGAGGUGGAUACAUGAUCGAGAGAGAUUGGACCUUCAAAGAGACUCACCACUGAACAACCCAUUUAACCAACCGCCCCUUUCAUGAGCCUCGGUACCUGGGAAUGUGUGUACAUCCCCACACAUCCACACGCAUAAUGCACCUGGAGCCAGGGCUAGGAGUCACACAAGCACUUUGGCCUUAAAGCUUGGUAGGACCGAUCCGUCCAGCGUGAAGCGGAGGUGUGUGUUGGAAACCUCCAGGUAGUAUUGUAGUUCGGACCGAUGUCAGAAAGGCUGAUAGAGGAGCUCAGGGGAAGAUGAGGACCUAACGGAUCAAUUUCUGUUUUCUUAAGACAAAUUUCAGUUUAUGUGGUGUGGAAAUGUGUUUUGAAAGCCAGGUGGUGGUUUCCUGUCAGUGUCACCAGUCUGAAUGUACAUCUGUCUCCUUUUCACAGACUUUACUGUCUUCUCUCUUGUUUGAUCUGCUGCUGCCGAUUUCAGAAUGAAAGUAUCGUGUGAGAUAAGUGAAGGCUGUGGUGUGUGUCCAUGUAUGUCAAAUAAAUUAUGAUGUAUUUAUGUAAAAGUGGACAAUGUUUUAUUGAUCUGAAUGGUUCAAGAAACCAACUUAAGGGCUCUGAGAUAUUUACUUAAACAGACAUAAGUGGAGUAACAAGUAAGGUGAUGAAUAUAAAUCUCUACAAACAUCAACAUGGUUAACCAAUUUUGAUGGAACAUUUGAGAGCAAAGCUUAUACUUUGAAUCCUUAAAUUGCAAAAAUAGUCAACAUCACUUAAGGGGUGUUACAGGCAGCCAGAGAUAAACAGCG